Molecule: messenger RNA, 939 nt
Organism: Penicillium arizonense
Lineage: Eukaryota; Fungi; Ascomycota; Eurotiomycetes; Eurotiales; Aspergillaceae
Product: cysteine and histidine-rich domain-containing protein
Exons: 3
Coding region: 1-939 (312 amino acids)
Source: RefSeq, a predicted model, not a curated record
AUGGCUGGCAAGUGUGUCCACAAAGCGUGUGGGAAGACCUUCUCCGACCCCGAGGAGGAGUGCGUGUAUCAUCCCGGACCCCCAGUGUUCCACGAGGGGCAGAAAGGCUGGAAAUGCUGCAAGCCCCGCGUCCUCACCUUUGAGGAAUUCCUCGCUAUCCCGCCGUGCACAACCGGCAAGCAUUCCACCGUCGACGAUACCCCGGCGCCUGAGCCUGAGCCCGAGGCCGAGGAAGCUGCCGCUGCCCCUCCCGUCGCCGUCGAGAAGAAGUCCGAACGGCCGCCCGUUGCUAUCCCCGCUACCAUCCCCACGACGCCCCCCGCGAAGCCGGUCACCGAGGAGCCUGAGUCGGAUGAUCCUGACGUGGAGAUCCCGGCUAAUGCGACAUGUCGUCGCAGAGGCUGUGGUGCCUCCUACACUGGCUCAACCGCUCGUGAUGAGGAGAAGUGCACCCACCACCCCGGCCAGCCAAUCUUCCACGAGGGCAGCAAGGGUUGGUCCUGCUGCAAGCGCCGCGUCCUCGAGUUCGACGAGUUCCUGAGGAUCCCCGGCUGCACAGAGAAGACGAGGCACAUGUUUGUGGGCAAGGUCAAGGGCUCCAGCGAAGAGAAGGUGGAAUCUGUCAGGAACGAUUUCUACCAAACUCCCACCGCCGUCAACGUCUCCGUCUACUUCAAGAAGAUCGACAAGGAGCGUGCUCGCGUCGAGUUCGCCUCCGAUUCGAUUGUCUUGGACCUGCCUACGACCGACAACAAGCGCUUCCAGGAUACAUACAGUCUAUUUGCGGCCAUCGAUCCCGAGAAGUCGAGCUUCCGCGUGCUGGGCACCAAGUUGGAGUUGACCUUGGUCAAGGCUGAUGGUACUAGCUGGCCUGUGUUGCGCAGCGAUGACAAGUGGACUGGGCAGCGUAUCCAGAUUGGAAAUGCUGGACGGGCAUGA